Molecule: messenger RNA, 2078 nt
Organism: Ctenopharyngodon idella (grass carp)
Lineage: Eukaryota; Metazoa; Chordata; Actinopteri; Cypriniformes; Xenocyprididae
Gene: slc2a10
Product: solute carrier family 2 member 10
Exons: 6
Coding region: 300-1865 (521 amino acids)
Biological process (GO): transmembrane transport
Cellular component (GO): membrane
Molecular function (GO): transmembrane transporter activity
Source: RefSeq, a predicted model, not a curated record
AAGAGUUCAGCCUCCUGCCACGUAGCCGCGACUUCCUUGGAUGUACAGACUUCAGGGAAAGAAGCUUCCAAGGAACUUUCCAAGAGCAAAAGGCAGAUGAAAAACUGAGUUGCAGAUGCAACAGUAGCGUUUCCAUUUUAAACAAAGACUAUAUGAACCGCGUAAAAUCAAUGUACGCCAGUUUAUAUCGGGAUAAAACAUCUCGCCUGAGGGAUGUUAACCGGUCAAGAGGUUAUGUUCCCGAACGAGACAGACUUGCUGCGUAUUUGAUGAUCCAGCAUCUUUAAAUUCUGAUAAAAAUGGGUUGUUCUGUCCUGGUGCUCACUAUCAUCGCGUCCACUCUUGGUGGCCUAGUGUUCGGCUAUGAGCUGGGAAUAAUAUCCGGUGCUCUGCCGCAGCUCCAAGCUCACUUCUCUCUGGGUUGUAUCCGGCAGGAAGCUGUGGUUAGCGCUCUUCUGAUCGGAUCAUUGUUAGCGUCUGUGAUUGGUGGCUGGCUGAUUGACCGUCAUGGCAGGAGAGCAUCCAUUUUAUUGAGUAAUCUCCUCAUUCUGGGAGGCACCGUUAUCCUAACAGCAAGCAUGUCUUUUUUGGCAUUGGCGGUUGGUAGGGCCAUCAUUGGUUUUGCAAUGAGCAUUUCCUCCAUGAGCUGCUGCAUCUUUGUCUCUGAGAUGGUCGCUCCCAGUCGCAGAGGGUUGAUGGUGACCCUAUAUGAAGUUGGAAUUACUGUUGGGAUCUUGUUGGCUUAUGCGGUCAACUACAUCUUAUCUGGUGUCCAAGCAGGAUGGAGGUACAUGUUUGGAUUUGCUAUUGUACCGUCCCUCAUGCAGUUGGUGUCCAUUGGGUUUCUACCUCAGCAAACCUCUGAAGGCCUCAUAACAGAAGAUGAUAACCAGCAGUCUGACAGUUUAGCAGGGGAAACGUUGAAUCGCCACCAGGCAGAACAUGUGAAAUAUAGCAUCUUUGACCUUUUCAGAACCAAAGACAACAUGCGCAGAAGGACUGCCAUUGGCCUCGGGCUGGUGCUCGGUCAACAAUUCACAGGCCAGCCAAACGUCCUCUUCUACGCUUCCACCAUCCUUUUCUCAGUGGGAUUUCAGAGCAAUGCGUCUGCAGUUCUUGCGUCAGUGGGUCUGGGUUUAGUCAAAGUCAUUGCUACUCUACUGGCAAUGGUAUGUUCAGACAAGGUUGGCCGAAGAUCACUUCUGAUUGGUGGAUGCACUGUGCUGGCUGUAGGAUUGAUACUUACUGGUUUCUUGUGUGGACAGUCAAUGAUUGAUACAACAAAACAAUGCACUUCAUUGGAGCCACAUGUAAAUCUGACCUCACCAGCUGAAAAUCAAGAAAACGCAGGCAACAACUCUGUAAAUCAAAGCACUCCAUCUACUGGAAAUGAAACGCAUGAUGCUCAUGGACUUUCAAAUAAUUUCUCACACUCAGAGGAUAUGUAUAAGUGGAUAAUUUUCAUCUGCAUGAUGGCUGUUGUGAGUGCUUUCUCAGUGAGCUUUGGACCAAUGACAUGGCUUGUGCUAAGUGAGAUAUUUCCAAAGGAAGUCAGAGGAAGAGCCUAUUCAUUCAUCAACUGCUUCAAUGUGGGGGCCAACCUCAUAGUUACCUUUUCUUUCUUGAGUAUAAUAGAUGUGAUAGGUCUGUCUGGAAUAUUCUUUGUGUAUGGAGUUAUUGGAAUGGCAGCAGUUGUAUUCAUCUACCUUGUACUACCAGAGACCAAAGGAAAAUCUCUUCAUAAAAUUGACAGAGAGCUCUCUCAGACACGAUUUUUUCACAGAGAAGAAGCCUGCAAUAUUUUCCAAAGAAGGUAUUUCUCUCCAGGUUAUCAGAGAGUUCACUUGAUGAGUACAACAACAUGACAUGAGGUGGAAAGUUAUGAAACUCCUGUGUUUCUGUUCACUGGAUGAUAUUAAAUGUAUUGCUCAACGUUUUAAUGAUAAUUAAUAGUUUUACCUUUUGUAGUAACUAUUGCACUUUGGUUCACAUGUUAGCAAUUAGUGAUAAAUCUUUGUGAAUUCACAGUAUACUUUUGUAAUUAGAAUUUUAAAUAAAGAUAAAUGACCCCUACUUUA